GUACCCAGGUAGGACCAUGAAGGAAGAGGUGAAAGGAAUACCUGUAAGAGUGGCACUGCGUUGCCGACCUCUGGUCCCCAAAGAAAUUAGUGAGGGCUGUCAGACAUGUCUUAACUUCGUACCAGGGGAGCCACAGGUGGUGGUUGGUACUGAUAAAUCCUUUACCUACGACUUUGUAUUUGACCCCUCUACUGAACAAGAAGAAGUCUUCAAUACAGCAGUAGCGCCGCUCAUAAAAGGCAUAUUUAAAGGAUACAAUGCAACGGUCUUAGCCUAUGGACAAACUGGUUCUGGGAAAACAUAUUCAAUGGGAGGUACAUACACUGCAGCACAAGAGAAUGAACCAACAGUUGGAAUCAUUCCUAGAGUAAUACAACUGCUCUUCAGAGAAAUUGAUAAAAAAAGUGAUUUUGAAUUCACUAUGAAAGUAUCUUACUUGGAGAUCUAUAAUGAAGAAAUCUUGGAUCUCCUAUGCCCAUCUCGUGAAAAAGCCCCUCAAAUAAAUAUACGGGAAGACCCUAAAGAAGGCAUAAAGAUUGUAGGACUUACUGAGAAGACUGUUUUAGUUGCACAGGAUACUGUUUCCUGUUUGGAACAGGGCAACAACUGUAGAACUGUGGCCUCUACAGCUAUGAAUUCCCAGUCAUCUCGAUCUCAUGCCGUCUUUACAAUUUCCAUAGAGCAAAGAAAGAAAAGUGACAAGAAUAGCAGCUUUCGCUCUAAGCUGCACCUUGUAGACCUUGCUGGAUCAGAAAGGCAGAAGAAAACCAAGGCUGAAGGAGAUCGUCUAAAAGAGGGUAUUAAUAUUAACCGAGGUCUCCUGUGCUUGGGAAAUGUAAUCAGUGCUCUUGGAGAUGACAAAAAGGGUGGCUUUGUACCCUACAGAGAUUCCAAGUUAACUCGAUUGCUUCAAGAUUCUCUAGGAGGUAAUAGCCAUACUCUUAUGAUAGCCUGUGUGAGUCCUGCUGACUCCAACUUAGAGGAAACAUUAAAUACGCUUCGCUAUGCUGACAGAGCAAGAAAAAUCAAGAAUAAACCUGUUAUUAAUAUUGAUCCUCAGACAGCUGAACUUAAUCAUCUUAAACAACAGGUACAACAACUACAGGUGUUGUUGCUACAAGCCCAUGGAGGGACCCUGCCUGAAUCUAUCAAUGUGGCACCGUCUGAGAAUCUACAGUCCCUUAUGGAGAAGAAUCGGACUCUGGAAGAUGAAAAUGGAAAAUUAAGUCAAUGUCUCAGUGAGGCUGCUGGUCAGACAGCCCACAUGUUGGAAAGGAUCAUUUGGACAGAACAUGUCAAUGAAAAACUGAAUGCCAAACUAGAAGAGCUCAGGAAGCAUGCAGCCUGUAAAUUGGAUCUUCAAAAAAUAGUGGAGACUUUGGAAGACCAGGAAUUAAAAGCAAAUCUAGAGAUUGUUCAUAACUUGCAGCAAGUUAUUAUCCAGCUAUCGGGUGAAACUGUUUUUUGUCUGGCUGCAGCAAAUGAUACUGUAGUAGAUCCAGAACCUCAAGUAGAAACAAGUCCAGAGACCAGCAGAUCUUCUGAUGUUUUUACCACUCAGCAUGCUUUACAUCAAGCCCAAAUGACUAAGAAGCUUAUAGAGUUGAAUAAAGCCCUUGUACUCAAAGAGGCUCUAGCUAAGAAAAUGACUCAGAAUGACAGUCAGCUACAGCCGAUUCAGUUCCAAUACCAGGAUAAUAUAAAAAAUCUCGAAUUGGAAGUCAUCAUUCUACAAAAGGAAAAGGAAGAAUUGGUUCUUGAACUUCAGACAGCAAAGAAGGAUGUCAACCAAGCCAAGUUGAGUGAGCGCCGCCGUAAACGUCUCCAGGAACUGGAGGGUCAACUAGCUGAUCUAAAGAAGAAACUGAAUGAACAGUCCAAACUUUUGAAGCUGAAGGAAUCUACAGAGCAUAAUGUCUCCAAACUGAACCAAGAAAUAAGGAUGAUGAAAAAUCAGCGAGUACAGUUAAUGCGUCAGAUGAAAGAGGAUGCUGAGAAGUUUAGACAGUGGAAAAAACAAAAAGACAAAGAAGUAACCCAGUUAAAAGAACGUGACCGUAAGAGACAAUAUGAACUGCUCAAACUUGAAAGAAACUUCCAAAAACAGUCCAGUGUUCUCAGACGUAAAACUGAAGAGGCAGCAGCUGCCAACAAGCGUCUUAAGGAUGCUCUUCAGAAACAACGAGAGGUCUCAGACAAGCGGAAAGAUGAUCAGAGCCAUGGAGUUGAAAACGUCAUAACUCGAAUGAGGAAUUGGCUUGGAAAUGAAAUUGAGGUAAUGGUCAGUACUGAGGAGGCCAAACGGCAUCUACAUGACCUUCUUGAAGAUAGGAAGAUCCUGGCUCAAGAUAUAGCUCAACUCAAACAGAAAAGGGAAUCUGAGGAAAAUCUACCUCCUAAACUCCGGAGGCGCACUUUCUCACUUGCUGAACUGCAUAGUAAAGUUUCUGAAUCCGAUGAUUCCGUUACAAAGCAGAUUAAAAGCCUAGAGACGGAACUGGAGCUCAGGAGCGCUCAAAUUGCUGACCUGCAGCAGAAGCUGCUAGAUGCAGAAAGUGAAGACAGGCCAAAACAUCGCUGGGAGAGUAUUACUACCAUUAUGGAAGCUAAGUGUGCCCUGAAAUAUUUAACUGGAGAGCUGGUCUCCUCCAAAAUACAGGUCAGCAAGCUUGAAAAUACCCUGAAACAGAGCAAAGCCAGCUGUUCUGACAUGCAGAAGAUGCUGUUUGAGGAACGAAAUCAUUUUACUGAGAUAGAGACAGAGUUACAGGCUGAGCUGGUCAAAGUAGAGCAACAGCACCAAGAAAAGGUGCUAUACCUUCUGAGCCAGUUGCAGCAAAGCAGAAUGUCAGAAAAACAGCUGGAGGAGUCAGUAAGUGAAAAGGAACAACAGCUCCUGAACACACUAAAGUGUCAGGAUGAAGAACUUGAGAAGAUGCAAGAAGUAUGUGAGAAAAACCAGCAGUUGCUCCUAGAAAAUGAAAUCCUCAAUCAGAAGCUGACUUUUCUCCAAGUAGCCAGCAAACAGGAUUCUCAUCUUCCUAAGGAUGCACUUAUAUCCCCAGACUCUUCUUUUGAAUAUAUUCCACCUAAGCCAAAACCUUCCCGUGUUAAAGAAAAGUUCUUGGAGCAAAGCAUGGACAUCGAGGAUCUAAAAUAUUGUUCAGAGCAUUCUGUGAAUGAGGAUGGUGAUGGUGACACUGACGAUGGGAAUGAUGAGGAAUGGAAGCCAGGAAAAUUAGUUAAAGUGUCCAGAAGAAACAUUCAAGGGUGUUCCUGUAAAGGCUGGUGUGGGAACAAGCAGUGUGGGUGCAGGAAACAAAAGUCAGACUGUGGCAUGGACUGUAGCUGUGACUCCACAAAGUGUAGGAACCGCAAGCAAGACAAGACUAGCUUGGGCACUGCUGAGCGAACCCAGGACUCUGAAGGCUCCUUCAAACUGGAAGAUCCCACAGAGGUGACUCCAGGAUUGAGCUUCUUCAAUCCUGUUUGUGCUACUCCCAACAGCAAGAUCCUGAAAGAGAUGUGUGAUGUGGAGCAAGUACUGUUAAAGAAGAUAACUCCAGCUCCCUCCUCUCUUCACUUCCCAAAGUCAAAACAUAUACUAACAGAAUCCCAAGAAAAUAAGGCCCCAGGAAAGAAAAAGAAACGAACUUUGACCAGCAAUACCAGCUUCUUCUCUGGCUGCUCCCCUAUUGUAGAAGAGAACCACUGA
This is a messenger RNA of Elephantulus edwardii (Cape elephant shrew), 3715 nucleotides long. RefSeq names its product kinesin family member 4A (gene KIF4A). The transcript has 30 exons. The coding region runs from base 17 to 3715 and encodes 1232 amino acids. Gene Ontology annotation, molecular function: ATP binding; microtubule binding; microtubule motor activity. Gene Ontology annotation, biological process: mitotic spindle organization; microtubule-based movement. The record is from RefSeq and is a predicted model, not a curated record. NCBI's taxonomy places the organism in Eukaryota, Metazoa, Chordata, Mammalia, Macroscelidea, Macroscelididae.